Molecule: messenger RNA, 16186 nt
Organism: Nerophis lumbriciformis (worm pipefish)
Lineage: Eukaryota; Metazoa; Chordata; Actinopteri; Syngnathiformes; Syngnathidae
Source: RefSeq, a predicted model, not a curated record
CUGUUUCGUCAGAACCGGAAAAGAUGUCGACUGUCAGUAAUCCGGGUAAAUAUUCAACCGAGGAUGCUAAUUCUGCCCAUGCUUGCAGACACGAUUAAGUGACAACAAUCGUUGGGCGACUGGAGCAAAGAUGACACCUCAGAGUACAUCAAGUUUUCGACAUCAAAUUCAGAGCCUGUAGCCAUGGAUGUGCUUGGUUCCAAAAACAAUGAAAGUACCUUCCCCAGUUUAGGGGAUUUGGAUGACUUUCUCAACAAGCACAACUCUAACUUCAUCUGGCUGCUUGUGGCUACUAUUCUGUCCUGUGGAUGGAUCAUCUAUUUGACUUAUUACAACUCCCGCAACAUUGGCCUCAUCCUCACUCUGAUCAUCAACAGACUCUACAAGGAUGGCUACAUUCACAUUGGCUCCUUCUCCUUAUCUGUGCUGUCAGGAAAAGUCAUGUUCAGAGAUGUUUAUUACAUCAACCAGGACAUGUCUAUCAGGAUACAGGAUGGCUUCCUCAUUUUUCGCUGGUGGAAGAUGUAUAACCCAAAGCAGAAACAGCAUGACCCCAAGGCGGAGACCAGACUUUAUGUGACAGUUAACGGCUUUGAGUUUCAUGUCUACAAUCGCACUGACCUCUACGCCCGCCUACAAGAGACUUUCGGCCUGGAGUCGACACUGAGCACUCUGAAGAGAGGUAACGACAGCGGAAAGGAUAGAAACAAGACCCUAGAACGUGUGAACAUAAAAACAGAGAAUCCAGACCCAACAUCAUCAUGGCGCUCCCUCAUUCCUGUCAUCAAAGUUAACAUCAGCACGGGUCGUUUGGCAUUUGGGAACCACCACCUCUCGCAAACUUUGUGUUUGAACUUUGAGGAUGCCUUUCUGACCUACGCCACCAAGCCUCCAUCCAGCCACCUCGACCAGUACAUGCACAUUAUUAAGGGCUCACUGGAGAAUGUGCGUGUCAUGCUGGUUCCCAGUCCACGCUAUGUUGGCAUGCAGAAUGAUGAACCCCCAAGACUGAUGGGCGAAGGCUUUGUUGUCAUGCAGUCCAACGAUGUAGACAUAUACUAUUACCAAGAUGAGCCAGGUCUGGUGCCAGUUGAAAAAGAAAGUGUGGAAGAAGUUGAGAGUACCAGUGAAGAAGAUAAGCUGCAAGACCUCCCUCCAUGUUGGGGUCUGGACAUUGUCUGUGGAAAAGGAACGGACUUCAACUAUGGCCCAUGGGUGGAUCGUCAGAGGGACUCCCUGUGGAAAUUCUUCCUGCCGGCAGACUACCAGGAUAUGAAGGUGACUGAAAUGGCCCGGCCAGGAGAGCCAAGGCAGAUCCAGGCCUUUGAGCUGCGCAUGAACAUCAUUGCUGACGCCACUAUUGAUCUGCUUUUUACCAAAAAUCGGGAAACCAAUGCCAUCCAUGUGAAUGUAGGAGCAGGUUCUUACCUGGAAGUCAACAUCCCCAUGACUGUUGGAGAGAUUGGCUACUCGCCCACCAUCAAAGGGCAGCUGCUUCAUGUUGACACCACGAGCAGCAUGCAGUACAGGACUCUUCUUGAGGCUGAAAUGUUAGCUUUCCAUGUGAUUGCCAGCUACCCGAAGGCAUGGAACAUGCCUCAAUCCUGGCAGUGUGAGAUUGAAGUGUACAAGGCCACUUACCACUUCAUCUAUGCACAGAAAAAUUUCUUCACUGAUUUGAUUCAGGACUGGGCGAGUGACAGCGCCCCAGACAUCUACUCUUUUGUUCCCUAUUCUUGGACAUUCAAGGUGCUUUUUCACCAGUUUGAGAUGAUCUGGGCAGCAAACCAGCACAACUGGAUCGACUGUUCCACUAAACAGCAGGAGAACGUAUACCUGGCAGCAUGUGGCGAGACACUCAAUAUAGACUUCACUUUGCCUUUCAAAGAGUUUGUUCCAACAACUUGCCAUACCCGCUUCAGCUUGAAGGCGGAGGAUACAGACUUGCGUCUGUCUCUGCCUGAGUGCCACCCAAGCCGCUACCCCCUCCUAACCCUUGCCAAAGAUUACCAGAAUGUCAAGCUUCCCCAUGACAUGUUCAUGCCAGGGGAGAAUCAAAGUGCCCCUCCUCCAAAAAACAACAAGUCUCGGUGGAGGAAUAUCACCCACGCAGAAGCUGGCUGGGUGGACUGCUGGAGUGUACCAAACUUCCUGCUCAUCAUUGACUACACAUGGCAUCCCAUUUAUCCCCAAAAAGCAGAUGAGCAACUUAAGCAGUCAUUGUCUGAGAUGGAAGAAUCCAUGCUGUCAGCUUUGCGGCCCCCAGAACACACUUCAGCACAUCACAUCCACCCACACUACACCUCUGCUUCAGCUGGCCACAGCCGAAAACCCACUGACCCCUCAGAGCUUCCCCCUGACAGACUUCAUGUGGAGAUGGAAAUGUCCCCGGAUUCUCAAAUUCUGCUCUAUGGACCUUUACUUCGAGCUUUAAUUGCCAUCAAAGAAAACUAUUUUGGCGAAGAUGAUAUGUACACAGACUUUGAAACGACUGUGUCUAGUCCUGUUUUGUCCACGUCCUCAUCUGGCCUCGGGUGGUCUCCUCUGGGAAUGGAAGACAGUGGACAUAAGGACACUUCCGACAUACAUCCUUUGGACCUGCGGCCUUGGGACAUAACUGUUUACAUCAAUCUCUACAAAGUACAUGGUCGACUACCUAUGCACUGCAGCAGCGAGGGCCCAGAAGGUCCAUCUGGAUUUCUAGAGCGGUUAUGUUUUGAAAUGAAAAAAGGUUACAAAGAAACAAUGCUUCAGCUACUACUGUCUCCUCUUCACAUUUUCAUCAGUGACAACUAUCAGCGCCCAACAGCCGAUGGUGUGUUGAAGGAUGGACACCUAAGCCUGUCCGGGCUGCAGAUGAGGGCGCAUGCCAUGUUCUCCGCUCAGGGAUUGCCACCAGGAAGUGACACCCUGGAGUAUGCCUGGCUCAUUGACAUGCAGGCAGGAAGUCUCACUGGCAGGGUGACUGUUCCACAGGUGGCGAGCUUGUUCGAAUGGGGAGAGACUUUCGUUUUCCAUGUGGUGUCACGUGAGUUCCAGCUUGAACAACCAAAGUCUUCUGUCAUUUGCCAGCAUGGCGUUGACCGCCGCAUCUGUGAUGCUAAGUUGACAUGCUUACCCGGUCACUGUCGAUCGUCAGAGGAGCUCAAGUACACCAUGAUGCGACUGGCCAUGGAUGGAGUGGACCUUUUUAUUGUUGAACAUGGUUGUGCUGCCAACAUCAAAAUGGGUAUUAUUCGUGUGGCCAACUGCAACCUGCACAAUCAGGCAGUGGGAGAGGGCAUCAGUGCUGUGGUGCAGGACGUAAACAUUCGACAGUACAUUGAACAGCAGCAGCACAGUGAGGUAAACAGGCUGCCACCAGCUGGGCAGGGGCAAGGUCCAGGUCAGCCUCCAAGUCUUUGCCAAGCCCCAGUGCUGCGACGCUCUGUCUGGCUGGAGGCAGGCUCAGUCAACCUGAAUCUCAUAACAGCAGACAUUGCCCUGGCUGCUGACCACUCGGCCAAAUGUGAAGUCCAACGACAUUUUCUAGAACUACAUGAUGCACAGACCAAAAGACUUUGGUUCUUGUGGCCUGAAGAGGCUGGCAUUCGAAACAAGCGCGGAAGAAAUCGCUGUGGCUGUCUUGGAGGCUGCCGGUUCUUUGCCGGAACCAAUAUAGGCCUGGAUUUCUUCAAACUUGAAGAGAUGACACCUUCCUCUUCGUCCGCAUUCUCUUCCUCCAGCACUGAGUCUGACAUGUGUUAUGGUCAGUCAUUGCUUCACCCUGGGGAGUGGAUCAUGACCAAAGAAACACCAAAAGUGGAUGGAAGGGUUGUUGGACUAAAAACCGAUACACACUCACCCUGCCUGCCUCCUGAGGUGCCUGAGAGGCGUGGUCAACAGCACUUAAGUCUCCAGGUACCCCAACGCUCUCACAGCUCUGCCUCCUCCUCUGAAGAAAAUAGUUCCUCUAGUGCGGCAUUGCCCUUACUGGCUGGAGAAAGGGACACCCCCUCGCCAAGUGUUGAACAACGCGCGUUUCCUGUGAAUGGCAAAAUUCCUGUUGAGACUUUCAGGGAUAUCCCAGAGGUUUCUCCCAUUUCACCCAACAACUCUCAGGAACGCUCUUCAGUGCGCUCCCCUCUCUGCUCUCCUCUUAAACGACAGUCUUCUGUACACUCAGGACGAUUAGGCAGCACCAAAAGUCUGUCAGCUGCUGUCUUCAACGAAAAGCCCCCCCCAGUACUGUCUGGAGGCGUCCAGUUCAGCUGUGAUGUUUCACGCAGUGACGAGAACGUCCUGGAUUCGCCACGUCAGCGUCGGAGCUAUGGCUCCUUCCCUUUCACGCCUUCAGCGGACUCCAAUACCUUCCAUCAGUACCGCUCCGCCGACUCCAGCAUGUCGGUGGCUGACAGUGAAGCUUACUUUUCUGCCGCUGAGGACUUUGAGCCAAUCAGCAGUGCUGAUGAGGGUCCAGGGACGUACCCGGGCCGUAAAAAGAGGAGGAGGCAGCAGAUGCAGCAACCCCAGCAGCCCCCGUAUUACAUGGAGAACUACAGCCGGAGUUCCAUCUACCACAGUGUUGAGGGUCCUCUUGCUUACGUUCUCAAUGGCGAGCUUAUCACUGAGCCCCGCCCACUGCCUCUGCCACCAAUGUUGCCCCCACUGCCUUCUCAGCCCCUUCCGAGCCACAUAUCCCAGGCCUCCUUUGUAUCUGCUCUGGCCAUGGAGGAAGAGAGCUCAGUGGAAGCUGAGAAAACAGCUGAGCCUGGUCCAGUAACCCGACAGCCCCACUUGAUGGUGUGCUACCAAAACUACCUGGCUCAAUAUCAAGUCUCCAACUGGUCUGUCAAGCAGCCCACUAACAAGAGGACUUCUAAGUCGUCACUACACCGACCGUUAGAUCUUGACACACCCACAAGUGAAGAAAGCUCCGCCUCCUUUGACCAAUUGUCUGUUCCAAGCUUUAAGGUGACAAAACAGGGCCUUUCAGCCAGUUCUCUGUUAGAUAGAGGACUUCAGUUGAUGGGCGAUAACAACAGCACUCCAUACACUCCCCUGGAUAAGAGAGCAAUGGACAACAUUGAUGAAGAUACAACAACAGAUGACUGGACUCUGGAGCAGCCUUUGGCUCAGACCAGGACCACGGCUAUCGUGGAGGUGAAAGGAGCCAUUAAUGUGGUUCUUACACCUCUUGUGGCUGAGACGCUGGACAGGUACAUUGAGUCUAUGGUCCACUUCGCCAGCAUCUGCCAUCCUGCAGCCAUUUUAGAUGACCUACAUGGGAAUGUUCUAAAUGAGGCCUAUCAGAUCAGCAAGUCUACCGUCACUGAAUCUAGCCAAGCAAGCAAACAAGAGAACCAGCUAUCCAAGACAGAGGGCACGACCCAGGGCUGUCUCAAUAUCUCCAACGGCCAGACAGACCUGUCCAUCAAACCGGAUAAUGUGAAAAUCAAGGGGCUCCAAGCCAAUGUCUCCAUCCCUAAGGUGAACCUUUGUCUCCUACAGGCCUCUAUAGAGGAGGGUUCUCCAUCCUGCUCCAGCAAAUGUGUUACGCAUGUAUCCCUUGUGGCACUGUGCUUUGACAGGAUUGCCACCCAGUUCAGGAUGAACAGAGGUAUAGUAGAAGAAACCCCAAACACAACUGAUCAUGGCAGACCCUCUGUUAUGUUAGAGAAGUACGCCUCUGCCACUAAGAUGCAGCCUCAAUCAUCUGGCUCAUUACGUUCCAAUGCUGGCAUUGAGAAGGGCAAAGAAAUAGCUGCUCGGCUCAACAUCCACCGUAUACACAGCCAAUUGAGAGGCCUUGACUCCACAGACAUUGGCACUUGUGCCAUUACAGCUAUACCAACUGAGAAGUCCAAAGUGUUGUUUGGCCUGGAAGAAAUUGAGGAUUUUUCAAUAGUUGAUGAAACAGACAUCCAUGCUAGCUCAGGUGACCUUGGCCGUUCCACCGCAUCUCUUGAGAAAUGGGGCUGGAUCAUGUUUGAAUGUGGCAUUGAGAAUCUAACAGUGAAAGGGGGUCGUCAGUCAGGAGCCAUUCUGUACAAUGCAUUUGGUGUGAUGCGCCACUCAGACACUGGAGGCAGAACUGGAGUACCACACUUGAAUGGAUCAACAAGCUCUCAGACCGGGAGUGGUUACAGCACUGACGCAUCUGAUGAUAACUUACCACGUGAUGUUGUUAGCCCCCCCUCUGACGUCAAUGAACAUUCUGACUCAGAUGAGCAGGAUGAAGGCGUUGAGUCAGACGACAUAAAGAAAGACCUCCCACUCAUGCCUCCACCUCCUGACUCCAGCAGCAUGAAGCUGACCAUCCGGGAGAUCUGGUUUAGUUUUGCUGCACCCACAAAUGUCAGAUCACCUUCACAGGCAAUCUCUAGGCAAUUGAACCUUCUUAGCACUGCCACUCCUGCCAUUGGAGCCUGGUUGGUCCCUAUUGACCAGCUUAAAUCUUCUUUCCACAAACGAGACAUGGAGGGCACACUGCGUGUGUGUGCAGUCAUGGGCUGCAUCAUGACAGAGGCUCUCGAGAAAAAGAGCAUCCACAUCCCGUUCCGAAGCAAGUACAAUCGUGUAACGAAGCGAGCUCGAUACCUCCAUGAAAAUCCUUCGUGUAUGCUUUGCAACAUUCUUCACCGCUAUUUGCAACAGGCUGACUAUUCUGUCAUAGAAGAAGCUACAAUGAAUGAUGGCGUCCCAGCCUUGGUGACUCUCAAAAAGGGUCUUGUGGCGUUGGCCCGGCAAUGGAUGAAAUUCAUUGUUGUUACUCAAGGCUUCAAAGCUAUUGGUCUGAUGAGACCCAAUCAGCUUGCUAAACCCAAGGAACCUCUGCAGACUCUGGCUGAAACAAUUUUGGGCUUGGACAAUGGUGCUACGCUGCAGAGUGAUACCAGUGGUGAUGGAGCUGAAUUUGAAUAUGAUGCAGCCGCAGUGAGUGAACACACCAUGUUACUGGAGGGAGCGUGCAGUCGUCCACCACCAAAAGAGGGAAACUCUGGUCCUGUAAGUGGAGUGGAGAUCAUGAGGAAACUAUCCAAGUCCCAUACACACAGCGAGUCUGCACUACGAAUAAAGGGCUCUCACCCCUACCAAUCUUUGAGCUACACCAGCGGUGACACAGCAGCUGACUCACCAGCACACGUGAGCCGCAUGGGCCUGACAGUCAAGGACAGCCCCAGAAAAGAGAGUCUUCUGAGUAAUUUAACGGGAAGCUUUCGCAGUCUUCACAACCUACUGGAGGGGACACCCCAGAGGAAUGAACCAUCUGUCGCCGCAGCAGCCAAGAGCAGCUCCCUCACUCGCACAGGGACGGAUAUACUGACUGAGCACCCGCUUCUAUCUCAACCCUCCUCUGUUAGCUUUUACAACUGGAUGUCCAAUGCUGUUGGUAACAGGAGCGUGGCUACAGUUCAGGAAUCCCCAGUCAACCACUCCCAUCACAAUAGCCUACAGACGGGUGGAACUUGUAACCUGCCAACCAUCCCUUCCGCUUCAGACUUCAACAUAGUAUUUUCCAGUGACCAGAACACUUUGGACGGAACCCACUCCCAGCACUCCCAGCAUAGCACCAGCCAAGAUGACAUAGAUGAUAUUGAAGCGGGAAACUUGUGUCCUGCUGCUGUUCAACUUGCUGAUGCUCAGGUUGUUUUCAAGCCUUUGCUGAACUACACAGGCAUCCAAGCGCAGGACGCCACUCCUCUGAGCUACAAGAUGUAUUUUGGAGAACAUCUGUCCUUUUCAGGCAAUCUUGAGUGUCUAAGAGCUGACAUUGUGGACUCUGACACCUCCAAAGAGCGCAAAAACAAAAAAUCCAGAAGGCAAGGUUUGGUCAACCUGCCACCGCUUGAUUUCAAGCCAGCCCUUCUUAUUGAGACUUUUAGUUUGAAUGCGGUGGUGAUGGAAAAGUCAACCAGUGCUCCACAGGGCCACUCUGCUGUUCCACUCGCCUUUCACGACCUCAACCGACGACACUAUAACACAUUCCAUUGUGAUUUCACCACGGCCUGCCAAUCUAUUAGCCAACGUGUUGACAUGGCUCUUGUGCGCCUCAUUCACCAGUUCAGUACCAUGAUUGACGACAUCAAAGCCACUCAAACGGACAUCAAGCUUAAUCGAUACACUGCGGGCUCAACCUCACCAACGCCAACCUUCAAAGCACGACCGUACCGCCAUUUCAGGUCGUCCGAAUUCAGCCGUAGCUCACGUGGUAGCCUCAAUGGGACGACACGUAGCGGCACGCAAACUUUGAAGAGCAAAAGAGGUUUAGGUGGAGGAGGAGCAGGGGUUGUUGGGGGUUUACCAUCUAACGGACCUCCAUCAACCAUGGAUACGCUAGGAAGAAGAGAGCACAGGGGACGCACCUCUCUUGGAAGAUCAGAACGUCGCACCUCCAAGGUGUCCAGAAAGGGCUCCCGUGACGUGGCAGACCACACAACCAUCCAGAUGGACGACUCCGACUCCAUCACAGUUUCGGAGCAGAGCGAGCCGUCAGCAGAAUGUUGGCAGAACAUGUACAAGCUGCUUAACUUCUACUCGCUCAUCUCAGAUCCCACAGGCAUCCUGGAGAAAAGUUCUGCAGAGAACGGUGUGUCAGGUGGACAUCGGCCCUCGGAGCCUCUUUGUAACGUGAUCUUUGAGAACGAACAGCAGGAGCCUACCACACCCACUAGGCUCCCGGGUGCAGGCGGCAGGCGUCGAAGCCUGGUGAACUCUGAGCCCCAGCAUGUCACCCUCAUAGUGUUUGGCAUCGGCAUGGUGAACCGCACCCACCUGGAAGCUGACAUUGGGGGACUCACCAUGGAGGCCGAACUGAAGAAGAUCCAUGGCAGUUUCACCCUCAAAGAAAAGAUGAAAGAUAUUCUACAUCAGAAAAUGACUGAGACGUGUGCAUCGGCUCAUAUUGGAGGAGUGAACAUAGUGCUGCUGGAGGGCAUAACACCAGACAUUCAACUGGAGGAUUUCCCAACAUCUCCCACCAGCACAGCAAAACAAGAGUUUCUAACUGUGGUGAAAUGCAACAUCGCCAAGUCUCAGGCUUUGUACAGUGCCCAGCGCGGACUGAAAACAAACAAUGCAGCUGUCUUCAAAGUGGGAGCCAUUAUGAUCAACAUCCCCCAGCACCCGGCAACGUUGCACAGCAUGAUGGUCCGCAGCUCCCAUCAGCUCUCAAAACAAAUUUCUGACCUCAUCCGCCAGCCCUCUAACGUUCAACCUCCAAAUAGAGAGUACAUUCCCACCCCACAACCCUCUGAUAAAGGAUCAAGCAUCAAUCAAACACCUGUUGAGGCCAACGAGUUCCCCCAGCUUCCAGAGGGACUCGAAAAGAAGCCCAUCGUCCUCAAGUUCAGCGCAAUGAUGGACGGCAUCACUAUUGGUGCCGCACUGCUACCCUCGCUGAAAGCUGAAUACAAAAUGGGGCGAAUGAAAAGCCACGGCAUGACUGGAGCUCAAACCAGCUUCACCUUUGAGUUGCCAAACCACAAGCUUUGCUUCCAAUCAAAAGUGUCUCCUGUGGACAUGUCCACCAUGCCUCCAUCAGCUAGCCUCACCCUGCCCCCAGUCACUAUGUCUGGAGAGUACAUCAUGGAGGACCACGAGAGUCAUUCAGACCAGGGCUGGGUUGCUGAUGACUUCCCAGCCAAGCAAGGGAACUACCUCCAAGGCAACUACCUGCGCUGUGUGGCUGAGAUUGGCUCUUUUGAACACAACCUCACAACAGAUCUUCUCAACCACCUGGUUUUCCUACAGAAAGUUUUCAUGAAGGAGGUCAAUGAGGUUAUUCAAAAAGUUUCAGGGGUAGAGCAGCCCAUUCCACUUUGGAACGAGCAUGACACCUCAACAGAUGCAGACAAGCCUAAAAUACUACUGUAUUCGCUUAGCCUCAUGUUCAAGGGGAUUCAGAUGACUGCCACCACCCCGUCAAUGCGGGCCGUACGCUUUGAGACGGGCCUGAUUGAGCUAGAGCUCUCCAACAGGAUCCAGUGCAAAACUCAGCCCGGAGGCAGCAGCAGUUACCUGAAACUGUUUGGCAAAUGUCAAGUAGACCUCAACCUUGCCCUUGGACAAAUUGUCAAACACCAGGUGUAUGAAGAGGCUGGCUCAGAUUUCCAUCAAGUGGCAUACUUUCGGACCCGAAUAGGUCUGCGAAAUGCUCUGCAGGAGGAGAUCAGUGGCUCAUCUGACAAGGAAGCUGUUCUCAUCACACUCAACAGGCCGAUCGUGUUUGCCCAGCCCGUGGCAUUUGAUAGAGCUGUGCUGUUCUGGCUGAAUUACAAAGCAGCAUAUGACAACUGGAAUGAACAGCGUCUGGCCCUCAACAAGGACAUCCAUGUGGCCACAAAAGAGGUGGUGGACAAGCUGCCAGGGAUCCAACAGACAUCAGCUCAAGCCUUCAGUACACUCUUCCUUCAAUUGACUGUCAAUGACCUGGGCAUCUGCCUACCAAUUACCAACGCAUCUCAGAAAGGACAAGCACCUGGUGCAGAGGGCAACAACUCUGAAUCUGGUCCCUGCAAAUCAAAAGCCAAGCAUAAAAAUGCUCAAAAAGCAAACCACACCAUAGAUUUUGACACCGGCUCAGCUCUUGUCUUGACCAUUGAAAGCACGUUGAUCACCGCCUGCUCAUCUGAAUCCUUGGUUAGCAAAGGCCACUUCAAGAAUUUCUGCAUUCGCUUUGCAGAGGGCUUUGAAACCUCUUGGGAUGACUGGAAGCCUGAAAUCCGUGGCGAUCUAGUCAUGAAUGCUUGUAUUGUCCCUGAUGGUACAUAUGAAGUUUGUUCCAGGACCACGGGACAGCCUUCUGCUGAGAGCAGUAGUGCUGGUACAUGGACCCUGAAUGUGCUUUGGAAAAUGUGUGGCAUUGACGUCCACAUGGACCCCAACAUUGGCAAGCGCCUUAAUGCUCUGGGAAAUACGUUGACAUCACUGACAGGAGAGGAUGACGUAGAAGACAUUGGCGACCUCAACUCUGUCGACAUGGCGGACCUUUCAGAUGAAGAUGAAGUUGACAAUAUGUCACCCACCAUUCACUUGAGUCCAGAGAGCCAGUACAGCCCACGGCUGACAUUAAAGAAACGUCUGGUAAACCACAUCCUGGGCCUCAGUCCCAGACCUCAGAGCGUAUCCGUCCCAGCCGACUACUUAAACUGUACCGGUCCCCGCCUUCGUGCGGGAAGUGAUCGGGCAGAAAGACCUCUCUCCUGGGCCUGUGAGACAAUUGAUCCCAGAAGGCAGAUGGUGAUGGGGAUCGAUGCUCGUAGCAGGAAGUUUACCAAAAGGGUAGUGGACAUCAGAGAGCUAAACGAACAGGCCAAGGUCAUCGAUGAUCUCAAGAAACUGGGGGCAAGUGAGGGCACUAUCAACCAGGAGAUUCAGCGUUAUCAGCAACUAGAGUCGGUGGCUGUCAACGACAUCAGGAGAGAUGUCAGAAAAAAGCUGCGUCGCUCCAGCAUGAGGGCGGCCUCACUAAAGGAUAAGUGGGGUCUUGGCUACAAACCAAGCUACAACCGCUCUAAAAGCAUCUCGGCAGCAGCAGGCCGACCACCUUUAAAAAGAAUGGACAGACAGAGUUCAAAAAUAGGAGAUGUGGAUGACUUCCCUGAUGUGCGUGUGGAUGCAUCCUCUCCCGGACCCAGAGUCACUUUCAACAUCCAAGAUACGGCAUUGGAGUCCGCAAUCACCCCUGUCAGUCCAGGAGAUGUGUUCAAGUUUCCUGAAGAGUCAGAGAUGGACCUUUUAUCAGUCACCAUUGACGAGCCAUCCCAUCCUCAUCAACAUCACCAUCGUCAUUCUUCAUCUACUCUUGGAGACCAGUGCUCAGUGUUCAGUGCUCCUUGCACCCCUGCUGUCAUCUCACCCACAAUUCCCUUCCAGCACGAUGAGAUGCGGCGAGAUGACCUGUCCUCGUCUUCCUCUGAAGACUCAGAAAAGGAAGAUGACUUUGAACGUGAGAGACCCCUGAGCUAUCGAAGACCUUUCCAAGCUCCUCACAGGAAGCCAUCAGGCUUUUCUGCAGUUAGUCAAUUGUUCAGCGAGCGUUGGCCAAGUACACCUGCCAGUCGGAGCUUCAGUGGUCCAACAACUGAAAGAAACAUCGACUUUGAGCUCGAUGUUCGUGUGGAAAUAGACAGCGGGAAGUGUGUUCUACAUCCCAGUACUCAGCAACCUGAGCAUGAGGAUGUUUCAUUCAAGAGGAGCUGUGAUCGCAGCCUUAGAAGUCUAGACCAAGAAUCUCCCCCCAAGAAGAAAAAAUUGCAGCCCACAUACACAUCCACUACCCAUCUCCUAGCUGGAAAGAAAUGUCCCUCUUCCCUGCAGACUAAAUCCAAUGAUCUCGAGACCACAGUUUUCUACAUUCCAGGAGUGGAUGUAAAGUUGCACUAUAACUCCAAGACCCUUAAGACUGAGUCGCCAAAUGCCUCGCGUGGAUCCUCUCUCCCGCGCACUCUCUCCAAAGAGUCAAAGCUGUAUGGUAUGAAAGAUAAUGGUCUUCCCAAUGCUGUCGAAAGCAAGACUAACUCACUCCUACCUCCCCCGCCCCCACCUAUGUCAUCAGCCAAAAGUAAGGGCAGUAGUGGGGUGAAAACGGCCAAGUUAUAUGCCUGGGUGGCCCUCCAGACACUGCCAGAAGAAAUGGUCAUCAGCCCUUGUCUGCUUGACUUCUUGGAAAAAGCACUAGAAACCAUUCCGAUCACUCCAGUAGAACGAGGCUAUGCAGUUGUGGCGUCCCAGGAAGAAGAUAUGGGACACUUUGAUACAGUGGAUCCACUGGAAGAAUCGACCACGUCGCUGGUUUCUUCUUCUACAUCAGCAUAUUCUUCUUUCCCUGUGGAUGUGGUGGUCUAUGUUAGAGUUCAGCCCUCUCAGAUUCGCUUUAGCUGCCUGCCAAUGUCCAGAGUUGAAUGUAUGCUAAAACUGCCCUCCUUGGAUCUGGUCUUUUCCUCGAACCGCGGUGAAUUGGAGACCACAACUGGAGCUCAUCCAAAUGAGCUCAGCUCACCCACUCCACCAGGGCAGCAUAUCCCCAAACUUCCGCCGAGUAAAGCAUCUCCAUUACUGGGGAGUCCCCUUGGCAGAAGCCGCCACAACAGCAGCCAGUCAGAUCUGACUGGGCCACCAUGUAACUCCUCAGGUCUCAGCUUCACUGCCUGCAUGUCAGACUUUUCCCUGUAUGUAUUUCAUCCCUAUGGUGCUGGAAAGCAAAAAUCUGCUGUCACCGGGCUACCGCCAGGCCCAAGCCCAUUAGGUACAGUAGAUGAGGAGCCUUCGUCUGUGACAGGAAGGAAAGACUCUCUGAGUAUUAACCUGGAGUUUGUUAAAGUCAGUUUGUCUAGGAUGAGACGUACAGGAGGCCCCACAUUCAUAGAAAGCUUCAUUCCUGGUAAAGGCGGAAAAAUGGACACCACCCUCAUCAACAUCUCAGCUGUCUGCGAUAUUGGUUCGGCUUCCUUCAAAUAUGACAUGAGGAGACUGAGUGAGAUCCUGGCCUUUCCCAGAGCCUGGUACCGUCGAAGUAUUGCCAGGCGCCUCUUUCUUGGGGACCAGACCAUAAUCCUACCAGCCUCUGGGCCCACCACCCCUGACUCAGCUGAAAACAUGACUCAGCAUCUGUCCCCCGAGUCCAGCCGCAAAGCUUACUGGAGAACGUGGGAUGGGAGUACCGGAACACACCUGCCUCAGUCUCCCAACGUUUUCUCUGAGCACUCCAGCGGAAGCAACAUGUCCCCAGGUGGCCUGGGUCACCUCAAAUCCCCUGCACCUGGUCGUAGCAGGAGUGUGUCAGAUUCUUCUGCACCGAGAAGAGAUUCAGUAACAAAAACAUCUACUCCUUCGUUUGGUAAAAAUGGUAAAGCAGCAGGCCAGCAGGGGGCGCCAUGGGAGACACUUGUGGUGUUUGCCAUCAACUUGAAACAACUCACCGUCCAAAUGAACAUGAGCAACGUCAUGGGAAACAACACCUGGACAACCAGUGGUCUGAAGAGCCAAGGCCGUCUAUCCGUGGGUAGCAACCGCGACAGAGAAAUCAGCAUGUCUGUCGGCCUGGGACGCUCCAAGCUGGACUCCAAGGGUGGCGUGGUGGGUGGAAACAUAGAUGUGAACACCCUGGAGAUGGUCUCACACAUCUCUGAACACCCAAACCAGCAACCCAGCCAUAAGAUCCAGAUCACCAUGGGCUCCACCGAGGCACGGGUGGAUUACAUGGGCACCAGCAUCCUAAUGGGGGUGUUCAGUAAUGCUGACCUGCAGCUCCAAGAUGAGUGGAAAGUCAACCUGUGCACUGUUGAUUCCAGCAUAUCUGAGAAAAGUGAGAUCUUUGUCCAUGGAGACUUGCAGUGGGAUAUUUUCCAGGUGAUCAUUUCACGCUCUACUACACCGGACCUAAUCAAGAUCGGCAUGAAGCUGCAGGAGUUUUUUACCCAGCAGUUCGACACCAGCAAGCGGGCACUCUCCACAUGGGGGCCUGGCCCCUACCUUCCCCCCAAAACCCCAGUCAUCAACGCAGAGAAAGGAGCAGCAGAGCUUUACGUGGAUGCAGCACAUCACCGCCACUGGCCCGGCGUGCUGAAGGUAAUCGCGGGCUGCCACAUAUCCCUCUUCCAAAUGCCUCUGCCUGAAGAUGCGGUGCAGCUGGGUGGCUCAAUGAGUCUGCAUGGCAAUCACAUGACCCUGGCCUGCUUCCAUGGCCCCAACUUCCGGUCCAAGUCGUGGGCCCUUUUCCACCUGGAAGAGCCCAACAUCGCCUUCUGGACAGAGGCACAGAAAAUAUUGGAGGACGGCUCCAAGGAUGAUUCCACGUACAUCGUGCAGACGUUAGACUUCCAUCUGGGUCACAACACAAUGGUGACCAAACCAUGUGGUGCACUGGAAAGCCCGAUGGCCACCAUAACCAAGAUAACGCGGCGGCGUCAUGAAAACCCUCCACACGGAGUUGCCACUGUUAAAGAAUGGUUUAACUACGUCACUGCCAUGAGGAAUGAAGAGUUGAGCUUGCUGAGGAAUGUGGAAGCUAACAACCCAGAGAGUGGAGCCGCUGCCAAGAGCUCCAGUCUGCUGAGCAGCUUCCGUAGCAACUCCAGCUACAACCACGAGACGGAAACCAUUUUCGCUCUUCCCAGAAUGCAGCUGGACUUCAAGUCCAUCCAUGUGCAAGAUCCUGAUGAGCCUUCUCUAUCAGAUUCAGACAGCAAACCAAAGGUGGAGUGCAGCGUGGUAACAGAAUUCACAGACCACAUCUGUGUGACAAUGGACGCUGAGCUCAUCAUGUUCCUCCACGAUAUGGUGUCCGCCUACCUGAAGGAGAAAGAGAAAGCCCUUUUUGCCCCACGUAUGUUUGCGGCUCGGCCUGGCCAGAGAAGCCCCACGGCGCUGCACGACGACGGCUCCACAGACAAGGAUAACGAAGACGGCAUCAACUACACGACGGUGGACUGGAGAGAGUUCAUGUGCAAGACUUGGCACUUGGAGCCCACUCUCAGGCUCAUCUCCUGGACGGGCCGUAAGAUCGACCCAGUGGGUGUGGACUACAUUUUGCAAAAACUGGGCUUCCACCAUGCCAGGACUACAAUUCCUAAGUGGCUGCAGAGAGGCGUGAUGGACCCACUGGACAAGGUUCUGUCUGUGCUCAUCAAGAAGCUGGGCACCGCCCUUCAGGAUGAGAAGGACAAGAAAGGCCGGGAGAAGGAGGAACAUUUGCACUGACACGUGACAUGUUCAUCUAAACGACACUGGAUUAUUUCUUACAUAAAUGGUAUUUUCCAUGGCUGUUUACUGUACACCACUAGCUGUGUAGAUUUCCUCAUGAGCCACCAUGAUUGCUUUAUGAUCGUUUGAUUGCUUUAAUGAUUACAACCAUGCUUCUUCUUCACAAUGACCUCUCGCACCUUUUUUUUAAUGCUAUCUGAUAUUUCAUGAGAAAAUAUUUCUUACAACUUUGCCUUUUCUCUGUUUCCCAUGGAACACAUGGUAAAUGAUGCUUUAUGGAUUGUAUUUUUUUUAUGGAUGUUUUUCCAAAAGUGAACAAAUGAACACCGGGACAUAAUCUGCCACUUCAUGAAUCUGUAAUUACAUCCUUAUUUAGGGCCAUGUAAAAUGCAUCGCGCAUAUUUGUGUCUUUUUUAAAUCCACAUUGUAGGCAGUGUAUAUAAGGAAAUUUCGUAAAUGUGUUGGUUUCCUAAUUAAUAAAAUAAUGACAUUGAAUUUUAAA